Molecule: messenger RNA, 1268 nt
Organism: Rosa rugosa (rugosa rose)
Lineage: Eukaryota; Viridiplantae; Streptophyta; Magnoliopsida; Rosales; Rosaceae
Product: rRNA-processing protein utp23
Exons: 6
Coding region: 143-991 (282 amino acids)
Cellular component (GO): small-subunit processome; nucleolus
Molecular function (GO): small ribosomal subunit rRNA binding
Source: RefSeq, a predicted model, not a curated record
CUAAUUUCAUCGAACCUAAAGUCCCGCUGUUUUUCUCCUUGUCUUCCUACUCGCCCAAACAGAGGGAUCACACACUUGAGAUAGAAAUCAGUUCGCGCAAGAGAAGAGAAGAGACUGUUGUUCAAGUUGAGGAGGACACAAAAUGAGAGUGAAGAAGCAGAAGCGUCACAGGAAGAUUGUGCGGUUCUACACAGCUUGUUAUGGGUUCAGACAGCCGUAUAAGGUGCUCUGUGAUGUCACUUUUGUGCAUCACCUUGUCACCCAUCGCAUCACCCCUGCUGACAAGGCCCUUUCUCAUAUCGUUGGUGCCCCUGUCACGCUAUUCACUACCAAAUGUGCUGUUGCUGAGUUGAAGAUGCACGGUUCGAGCCUCGGUCCCUCCCAUUCCGAGUCUCUUGAAGCUGCUAACAGCCUCAUUACUGCAAGGUGUGAUCAUGAGGAAGCCAUGAGUGCUGAUGAUUGCAUCAUGGAUGUUAUUGGCAAAGAUAAUUCCGAGCACUUCUUUGUUGCUACUCAGCAGGCUGAUCUUCGUAAGAGCAUUCUCAAGAUUCCAGGUGUCCCUGUUGUAUACGCUCUGAGAACUGCUCUUUUGCUUGAGGCGCCAUCUGCUGCCCAGCGCCAGUUCGUCAAAACUUCUGAAGAACAACGUUUGCAUAUGACUGACUUGGAAUAUAAGAUGUUGGAAAAGAGGGCAAAGAAUCUGUUGGAAAAGGAUUCCUCUGAUGAAGAUGUUGGUUGUGGAGAUCAGAACUUGGAAGUGCAGGUUCUUGAAAAGAAGCGCACUACUAGGAAAGAAUUGGGUGUGAAAGAUAAAGUUCAGUUUAAGAGAAAGAGGGCGAAGGGUCCAAACCCCCUUUCAUGUAAGCCGAAAAAGACUUUGAAAAGACCAGAUUCAAGGAAGGAAAAGAAUGAUGAAGAUACCAGUAUGAGGAGUAGAAAGAAGCGGAAGAGAUCACGGAAAGGCAAAAACCCUGUGAAGGCAGAUGGUUAAUGACCCUCAGCAGUAUAGGUUUGAAAAAUGGCGCUUCUAGGGUUGAUAACUUAAAUGAGCACCAUUUCAGGGGAAUGGUAUUUGCUUUCACCAUCAGGAUAGUUGAAAUGAAUGGUCUUGGUACUGGAAGUACACUGCUUCUUAUGAUUUCUCAGACUUACUCAUCGUGUACUUUUGCAAUCGCACCAAUUUUGUUUGCAUCCUUGCAUAAGUAUUACAAACUCCAAAUGCAAAUCUUGCACUUUGAUAACAGGCAGGCGGAAGCUAAUUUGAAAUC